Solea senegalensis (Senegalese sole) is the source of this 3004-nucleotide messenger RNA. RefSeq names its product serine palmitoyltransferase, long chain base subunit 1 (gene sptlc1). Bases 29 to 1450 code for a protein of 473 amino acids. NCBI's taxonomy places the organism in Eukaryota, Metazoa, Chordata, Actinopteri, Pleuronectiformes, Soleidae. Gene Ontology annotation, cellular component: endoplasmic reticulum. The transcript is spliced from 15 exons. Gene Ontology annotation, biological process: sphingosine biosynthetic process; ceramide biosynthetic process. Gene Ontology annotation, molecular function: pyridoxal phosphate binding; serine C-palmitoyltransferase activity. The record is from RefSeq and is a predicted model, not a curated record.
GUGACGUUGCACAAGGUGGAAGCUGAACAUGGCGUCGGGACAGCAGUGGGUGUUGGUGGAAAUGGUGCAGGCGUUUUAUGAGGCUCCUGCGUACCACCUGAUUCUGGAGGGGAUCCUCAUACUGUGGAUCAUCAGACUUCUGUUCUCUAAGACGUACAAACUUCACGAGACUUACAAACUGACCGAGAAGGAAAAGGAGGACCUGAUUGAGGAGUGGAUGCCAGAACCUCUUGUUCCUCUUUUAUCCAAAGAGCAGCCGCCGUCCCUCAGCUACGAUGUCGUCACCGGACCUCCCAGCCACAAAAUCAUCAUCAAUGGCAAAGAGUGCAUUAACUUUGCGUCGUUAAACUUCCUCGGUCUCCUCGACAACGAGAGGGUGAAGCAAAAGGCUUUGGCGUCGCUGAAGAAAUAUGGCGUGGGCACAUGUGGUCCGAGAGGCUUCUAUGGAACGUUUGACGUUCACCUGGAGCUGGAGAGCCGUCUGGCCACGUUCAUGAAAACAGAAGAAGCCAUCCUCUACUCUUAUGGCUUUGCCACCGUUGCGAGUGCAAUCCCUGCGUACUCCAAGAGGGGCGACAUCAUCUUUGUGGAUGAAGCCGCCUGCUUCUCCAUCCAGAAGGGUCUUCAAGCGUCCCGCAGCUUCAUCAAAUACUUCAAACACAACGACAUGGAGGAUCUGGAGAGGCUCCUGAAGGAGCAGGAGCUGGAGGACCAGAAGAAUCCUCGUAAAGCUCGAGUGACCAGAAAGUUCAUUGUGGUGGAGGGACUGUACAUUAACACAGCAGACAUCUGUCCUCUGCCUCAACUGGUGGAGCUGAAGUACAAGUACAAGGUGCGGCUCUUUCUGGAGGAAAGUCUUUCUUUUGGUGUGUUGGGGGAACACGGUCGAGGAGUCACGGAACACUUCGGGGUCAAUAUCGAUGACAUUGACCUGAUCAGUGCUAACAUGGAGAACGCCAUGGCGUCCAUUGGCGGCUUCUGCUGUGGACGCUCCUUCGUCAUCGACCACCAGCGUCUGUCGGGUCAGGGCUACUGUUUCUCUGCGUCCCUGCCUCCGAUGUUGGCCGCCGCUGCCAUCGAAGCCCUCAACAUCAUGGAGGAGGAUCCAGACAUUUUUUCUGUCUUGAGGGAAAAGUGCAAACAUGUGUACAAGGCUUUACAAGGAACCGCAGGGCUGAAGUUAGUGGGAGAACCGUUCGCGCCCGCUCUUCACUUACAGCUGGACAAAACGUCGGGCUCCAGAGACGCCGACAUGCAGCUGCUGCGCAACAUUGUAGAUCACUGUUUGCAACGCGGUGUGGCUCUGACCCUCGCCCACUACCUGGAAAAAGAGGAGCGCUUCGUCCCUCCACCCAGCAUCAGAGUGGUGGUCACUGUUGAACAGACGGAGGACGACAUCCAGAACGCCGUGUCUUGUAUACAGGAGGCCGCCGUGAGCGUCCUGAAAUGACAGCGCACCGACGGUCACUGCUGAGAGAAGUGACGCCGGGAGUUCACUCAGCACGUCCGCCGUCACCGCGUCAACUCCUGGUAUUAACAUCCAACCUGACACAGCUCAUCACAAGCCAACAGCGUGAAAUAAGAGCACACACACACACACACACACACACACACUUCAUGUCUGUUCAUGAAGACCAAACAAUGUUUUGAACCAGUGUCACUGUGCAGACGCGUGUGUGUGUGUGUGUGUGUGCGUGUUGACACAAAUGAGAACGAGUUAGAAACGUUGAGAGGAGCUCGUGCAUCAGAGCUCUUUUCACGCUACUGUGACGUGAAACGAGAUUUAAACCAUCGGAGAAGAAAGAAAAUGUCGAUUAUUGUAAAUCAUGUUGCAUUGGCUACAAAUAAAUCAUGAGUGUGUGUGUGUUUGCUGAAAAAAUCUGAAAAUAGUUUGAGCUCACUGUGAAACGACAGCAGGAAUGAUCGCACUCAUCAUUCUCUGAACGGGUUUUCUCUUUCAGUGAUUGCAGUAGAGGAUGAACUCAGGUGUGUUCACACCUAAACCUUUAGCUGAACACUAUGAUAAAGUGAUAGUUCAGGGUUUUUUUUUUGUAAAUUGGGGUUGUUUGAGGCACAGGGGCAUCCUCUCCACGUCGUCUUUCACUGUGAAACGGCCUGAGACACAGAUGUGUUCGCCCUCACUGAAAACAACAGGGACAAACAGGAUUUAACCACUUAACAAGAGGCUGUAAUAAAAAUAGACGCCUGCUUAAUCUAAAGAACAUGUUCAGAGCUUUAUCUCGCCGCUUCACGUCCUAUUCUAACUGGAAAGUGAACUCCGGAGAGAGAAUCAGUGUUUUUAGCUCCACAAAAAAAAAUGUAAAGUCACUGAUUUUCUCGGGGAGAUUUAGCUUUAUUAUUUUUUAAUGUUUUGGAGGUUGUUGUGUUUUUUACAAAGCAGCACAAACUGGAGUUUCCAAUUGACUCAUUUACUCUCCUGAUAUUGUCGACUUGAGCUUGUGUUAAGUAUUAAAAAGCAGUCUGUUGAGUGAGCGCGAGCGUCUGUGGUUCUUGGUAGUUUGACACUGAGGGUGUGAGGUGAAGUCAGUGUUGACCUGGUGACCUUUACCUCACACAACAUCACAUUAUUAAAACACUCCUGAGCACAUGGCGCUCACACGUGCUUUUACUGGAGACUGAUUGUUGGCCUUUGUUUGCGUUCAUGUUUGUACACGAACUGUAAGCAGUCAAGAAAAACAACUGCAGACCAGAUGAUGAUGAUUUUUUAUGUGCAGACCAAAGAGGAAAUGUUGCACUGGUUACGUGUGUGUGUUUGGUACACGAUGCUUGCCUUUACAUUCCACUGGUGGUUUUACCUCAAACAGACACUGACUUUUACUACUGGAUGUUUUUCUUUUGUUUUACUCCCUUUUCCUUUGUUAGAUGAGUUUUUAUUUCCAGCCACUAAACUUCCAUUAAAUGUAUGUGAUUUAAAAUGAGCUGUUGUUGUUAUUGAAACAGACUAAAAGAACCGUGAAUAAUAAAAGUGCUUUUUUAAUUUUCA